CUCGCGGCGCCAACUUUUUCUCCGUCACCACGUGCGUCGCGAGACAAACACAUUUCGAACGGAAAGUUUCGAGUAAAAGGGAAGUUAUUUCUAACGAAAAAAAUUCUAAUGUAUGUUUAAUUAUGAUGAACGAUAGUUUUUUUCAUUCAAUUCAUUUUUACUUGGAAAAGUUGAAUUUAUAAAAAAGAGUGAAAAAAGUUUAAAGUUGUUUCCUAUGCAGAUAUGAUUUUUCAUAAUUUAUGAAACUCAUAUGUUCUGAGAAUUGACUGAAAUAUUGUGUGGCUAAUGAAAACAAGUAUUGUGGGUCACAUAAAUUUUUCAUCUACUUUUAUGACUUGUGAUCAUUGGAAUAAUGUGGAGAUAUCAACGGCUAAUAGUUUAUUGAUGUCAUGACUCUGUUAUUGCCAUAAGAGUUUAGUAUUGAAAUUUAUUUCACUCACAAAAUUCAGUCUCAAUGAAACAAAAGAAAUAUUUACUACAAUUAAUUUAAUUUAAAACACUGUUCAUUAGAUAAUUAAUGUGCAAAAUUUAAACGUUGAUUGAUGAUCAUCUUGCAGUUUCUAUCAUUUGAUAAACGGUUAGACAAUUAAUGAGCUGUGAAGAAGUUUAUUCGAACUUACAGUUUGCAUUGGAUAGCAAGUUAAUUGUUCGAAUGCACCUGGGUUUGUUGUUUAGAGAACAAUUAUUGUCUAGUAAUGAUGCUGUAAACAAAGCUGAAAAUAAAUUCUGUAGAAAACUAAAAUAGCAUCGAGCGCUUGCAACAAGUUGCAUUGAAAAGGUCCGGUUGUGUAAGGCUUUCUGAAAGCUUAAAUUCCAACAUAAACCCUCCGGCAUUCUCUAAUCUCAGUGGUUUGUAUUUUGUACGAGUUCACGUUAAUAAAAUUGGUCGGUUUGGACAAAUACCAGAAGAUAAGAUGGUGUUAUAUGAUUUGACGGUCAUAGAGGCAUGAUAAGGAUAAAUAGUGGUUAGUGUAAAGUUUGGGAAGGUAAUUUUGGGUCAUAGUGAAAAGUAUUAACCAGUGAAAAAACUCAGAUCGUUAUACAAGAAAAUUAUUCGUGGUUCCCAGAUCUUGUUUCGAAACGUAACCCAGCAGAGUCAUUAAAUUUAAUUGACAGUGGAAUAACAAUGUGACAGCAAUUAAGUUGUACUACCCCUCGGACAGAGGGUGUGUUUCAGUAGUGAGUCGAGGAGUAUGCCGGCCUGUUCACUUAUACAACUGUAAUCGACGGAGCGGUAAUCGAAUUGCCACUAGCAAUCUUUUUUAUCUGAAGUGAAAAGCAAAUUUCUACUGAUAGUGUGAAAUAAAAAUUAUAAAAAAAAAAUAAAAACAUGAAACAAAAAUUAUUGACGGGUUCUGAUAAAUUUUCCGCUUGCAAAAAUGACAUUUUUGAUUGAGGUGUAAACGAGUAAAGAGGUAUAAAAUUGAAGGAUCUGAAAAAUUUUUGUCGACGAAGAGAAAAAUUUAUCGAAGCGAAACCACGCGGAAGGGUAAACUAUUGUAGCCCCCGGCGAUGGAUUUGGUGAUCUUGCUACUCUUCCUACUUCUACGGCAUGAAGUAACCACACUAGAGUUGCACUCCGUAGACGUGCCACCAUAUAUCUUCAGAGGUGAAAGUGCACAUCUAGUUUGUAGGUAUAAUUUGCAAUCCGACCAACUGUACUCAGUGCUUUGGUAUAAAGAUAAUGAUGAAUUUUACAAGUACGUGAACUCGGAUCAAAGCCAACACAUUUACGAAGUGGAGGGCAUCAACGUUUAUCCUCAUAAGCCUGAUAGUCAGAAGGUGAUACUACAGCAAGUAACUUUGGAUGCUACAGGAGUAUAUAAAUGCGAAGUUAGCGCUGAAGCUCCGCAAUUUGCUACAGCUCAUGGGCAAGCCUACAUGGAAGUUAUUGCUCCUCCAACUGAGGGCCCGACUAUCACAGGCGUGGAAAAUAUAUAUGCUACUGGUGAUAUUCUGGCUCUUAAUUGCACAAGUGGAAAAUCUUAUCCAGCAGCACAAAUCACGUGGUUUAUUAACGAUAUCAAGGUGAAAGCAGACUCUGAAAUGAUCAUCCGCCAUCGUGAUCUCUUAUCAACUGUAUCAAGUUUGCGACUUGAAGUGGGUCCACAUCAUUUAACUGUUGGAAGGAUUAACGUGAGAUGUGUAUCAAUAGUUAGAACGAGUGAACGAGCUACUGAACGUUUUGAGGACUUAAGAGAAACCAAUAUUUUAGUUCAAGGACGUACAAGUUUCAUCGGACCCUGUCUUCCACUCCUGAUAGCAAUGAUGAUACUACAUCAAACACUUGUGAUGAAUUGAAUCCUGAUGAAUAAAACAAAGGGUUCCAUUCUGUGUUCCAGGAGCCUUAACAAAGACAACGAAGGCUGUGAAGAUAGAGAAAGCAUGUGUAAAAAAUUGAAGGAGUGAUUACGACAUAUAUAUGGGAGAAUGUUUCGUGACCAAAGACAAUCAUGUUCCAAUAAUGAAAAAUUGUGAAAAAUUACUGAGGGAGUCAUUAAGAAAUUAAUUAUAAUCGUUAUUGUACAGAUGAGAAUGUAUGAUGCGUUUGAGUUAUUAAAGAUCAGCGAUUUUCCUCUAAGUUUCCACUUAUAUAUCUUUCACGUUGUUCUUUUAACGAUACAUAUAUAUUUACACACACACGUCCGGUUUUAUUACACUCGAGACGUAAAUCGAGUAAUAAAUUGUUAUGAGCACAAUACUACUAUUAUUUCAACAGCUUAAUGAAUAUUUACAAAGAUAGGAGAUACAGUGGAGUUCAACAUUGGAGGAUCUUUUCAAGAAAAUGGAAAUUUUUCAUCAUUAUUACUUUUAUUUCUGCUCCAUAAUCGUAUUUUAAUGAACCAGGAUACCAACUACAAGUAAUUGUCCAAUUUUGUUCUUAUUAUUUUCAACAAUACAAGACUUUAAUAACAAAAAAUGUAAUUACCUUCGAAUUUCUUUGGUUAUUUUACCAAAAUUAUUAUUUUUUCUGUUUAAAAAACGACUGCUGAUAAGAUCACAAAUAAAAUUUGUAUCCCUCAGUUACAUGUCAGAUGCUCUACUGUUUGGGCUUUCCCAUGCUUCUCUUUUUUUUCAUUUACACAUUUUACUAUGUGAUAAUUUUACAAAAGAGAUCAAUACUUUGUAAAGUCAAUAAUGAAACUAAAUUGAGAGGUAGAAAUUAAUGUUAGUUGUGUACAUAAAUUUUCUAAAAAAUAUUUUUCAAAAUUUUAUUCUUUUAAACUGAAUCAGUAGAAACAACUGUGAAUGAACGAUUGAACUGGUGCUGACAAUCAGUAAAUAGUUAGUGAUUUGAAUCAGGGGUGAUCACAGUGGUUUUUACUGAUUUAAUUUGAGAGAGUAGAAACAUUUGUUCGGUCAAAAUCCAUUGGGAAUGAUUUUGUGUGUUUUUUUCAGAAUUUAUACACAAUAAACAAAUAGUAAAAAUUGAUAAUUAAAAUCUAAAUCAACAUUUUCUACAGUGGAGAUUAUCAUCCCAAAGAUGUUUCCUGGCUCAUAAACAAAUGGUAGGGGGCUGGAGGUAAAAUAAAGAAUGUUACACUUAAUAAAAAAUAGAGCUAAUAAUGAUAAUACGUAUUAUUUAUGUGUAUUCUAACUAUUCCAACCAGAAAUUGUUGAAAUUAUAAAAGCUUUCGAAAAAAUUAUAUCUUCCCCAGGUAGAAAUAUAUCUAGUAUAAACUACUCUGAGAAUUUUUUUUUUACAUUUUACUAAGUGUCCCAGUAAAAUUUACUAGGCUGCUCAGUAAAAUGUAAAAAAAUUUUUCUCAGUGACGCAACUAGGUAGGUUUUUUAUAGUUUUAUCAGUCAAGUAUUGCAGAAUUGAACAAGCUUGAGCUAGCAAUUGCCAUCAGAUAAAAAUUUUUGGAUGUUUGAGUAAUUAAAGAUUCUACUAAUUAAAUGAUCAAUACAUACUCUUUCAUAAUUG
Molecule: messenger RNA, 3928 nt
Organism: Chelonus insularis
Lineage: Eukaryota; Metazoa; Arthropoda; Insecta; Hymenoptera; Braconidae
Product: cell surface A33 antigen-like
Exons: 8
Coding region: 1513-2301 (262 amino acids)
Source: RefSeq, a predicted model, not a curated record